CAACACUACUUAUCGAUAACAAAAAGAAGUUGCUUUGCCGAGCAAAAUUGGUUGAAUUUAAUUUUUUGUUUAAAAACACAAAAUGGUCCUGGCUAAUGUGCUGCUGCUCAGCCAGAUUGCUGGCCAUGUCAUCCUGUUCAUCUUGUCGCUGUGCAUCGUUGUGCCAUUGUUUAUCAACCUCGAUCAAUUCUGUGGUCACUGCCUGCUCUUCACAACUGGCAAAUGGCGGGAGGAGGACGGAAUGUUUGAUGUUCAAUGGGCCUCCAGUGGGUUCUGUAACUUUCCCUUGAUUACUGGAUUCUUUCUGCUCAUAAUUUCGUUGGUUCAAAUAUACAGAUAUGCUCGCAUGAAGGAGGAGGCUUCGUUUAUAGCCCUUUUCAUUGACGUGGUUCUGGGCAUCUGGAUGCUGGCCAUGUCCAUUCUGUCGGCUAUAUUUAUUACCCUAGGUUUCAUCGUCUGGUGCGAUGGCAUGACCGAGAGAUUCCCAUCUUGCGCCAUUUCCGCGGGUCAGAACAUAAUCCGCGGUGACACGGAGAAAAUUAAUACCUCAGGGUUCUACAUUGAAAUGGGAACCACUCAGUUCGGUGCCUGGGGGUCGUUCGCUAUUUCCGUAGGCAUAGGCGUAAUUGCCCUACUGAAACUUAUCGACAACCACCAGGUACGCAACAUCAAGGUAUCCAUGUACUUGGAGAGACAGCGGUUGGUGAAUCAGCAGCAGUACGAUGGCAGGUCAACCCCCCCGAUUGUCUCGAACGCCUCAUCCGAUUCGGAACAAAACAAAUAGUUGACGUUUGCGACCAGCCAGCAGUUUAUAAUUCUCUACGUAUUUCUCAUUACGUGCGUUAUAAUCAUUGUAUGUCAUUUGGUCCUUGUCCUUAUCAUCGAGGCAGAAACUCGGCAGCACACCUUAUAUAUGUAGUGAGGCGCGAAACUAACUAAAGAUAUUAGCCCUAUGAACUAAGCCAAUUUACGUGAUAUGUACUGUAUAUAUGUAUUUAAUUAAAUAUUCCGUGUUACAAGAAAAGUAGAACAAAAUAAUAACAUAUUCGAAAUUCUAUGAUAUUUUAACUAAAA
Messenger RNA from Drosophila ficusphila, 1074 nucleotides. Its product is annotated as transmembrane protein 179. The coding region runs from base 83 to 784 and encodes 233 amino acids. Lineage: Eukaryota; Metazoa; Arthropoda; Insecta; Diptera; Drosophilidae. The record is from RefSeq and is a predicted model, not a curated record. The transcript is spliced from 4 exons.